Molecule: messenger RNA, 4374 nt
Organism: Trichosurus vulpecula (common brushtail)
Lineage: Eukaryota; Metazoa; Chordata; Mammalia; Diprotodontia; Phalangeridae
Gene: PM20D2
Product: peptidase M20 domain containing 2
Exons: 7
Coding region: 168-1499 (443 amino acids)
Molecular function (GO): dipeptidase activity
Source: RefSeq, a predicted model, not a curated record
GGGCGUGAGGUAGCCUGGGGGGCGGAGCAGAGGCGGGGCUCGCUGGCUCUUGAAGAGGAAGCUGGCGCGAUCUCCAGGGGAGAUCCGCGGGCAGUGUGGUAGAGGUUAUCUUCUCUCUUCUCUCCGAAUUUUUCCCUCCACCCGGUAGGGACGAGGUUUUGACAGUCAUGAGACCAGGCGAGGAGCUGCCCGGAGAGGGCGGCGGGGCCGUCCCGGAGCUGGAGCUUUUGAAGCGCCGCGCCGCCGAGUGCAUAGACGAGGCCGCCGAGCGACUGGGGGCCCUGAGCCGAGAGAUCUGGAGCGAGCCAGAGCUCGCCUACCAGGAGUACCAGGCCCACGGCACCCUGACCCGCUUCUUCGAGCAAGAGCCGCCAGCCAGCUUGUGGACCGUUCAGCCUCACUACAAGCUGGACACGGCCUUCAGGGCAGAAUGGGAGUCUCCGGCCUCGGGGUCUGGGCGCCCCGCGCCGCUGCAGCUGGGCUUUCUCUGCGAGUAUGACGCGCUGCCUGGCAUCGGGCACGCCUGCGGCCACAACCUGAUCGCCGAGGUGGGCGCAGCGGCCGCCCUGGGUCUGAAGGGGGCGCUGGAGAGCCACCCGAGCCGUCCGCCUGUGAAGAUCAUUGUCCUGGGCACUCCCGCAGAAGAAGAUGGAGGUGGCAAAAUUGACUUAAUUGAAGCUGGAGCUUUUAAAAACCUUGAUGUUGUUUUUAUGGCUCAUCCAUCACAAGAAAAUGCUGCUUACCUACCUGAUGUGGCUGAGCAUGAUGUGACUGUGAAAUACUAUGGAAAAGCUUCUCAUGCUGCUGCUUAUCCUUGGGAAGGUCUGAAUGCAUUAGAUGCUGCUGUUCUUGCUUACAACAAUCUGUCAGUUUUAAGACAACAAAUGAAACCCUCUUGGAGAGUUCAUGGUAUAAUUAAACAUGGUGGUGUGAAACCUAAUAUCAUUCCCUCAUACUCUGAAUUAGUCUAUUAUCUGCGUACACCCACAAUGAAAGAGCUUCCAAUUUUGACAAAAAAAGCAGAAGAUUGCUUUAAAGCUGCUGCUUUGGCUACAGGAUGCACAGUGGAAUUAAAAGGUGGAGUACAUGACUACUAUAAUGUUCUUCCUAAUAAGAGCCUCUGGAAAACUUACAUAGAAAAUGGAAAAAAGCUGGGAAUAGAAUUUAUUUCAGAAGAUUCCAUGUCAAAUUGUCCAUCAGGCUCCACUGACUUUGGAAAUGUUACUUUUGUGGUUCCUGGGAUUCACCCAUACUUUUAUAUUGGUUCUGAUGCACUGAAUCAUACUGAGCAAUAUACUGAAGCUGCAGGAUCCCAAGAAGCACAGUUCUACACUUUGCGUACUGCUAAGGCUCUGGCAAUGACAGCCCUGGAUGUGAUUUUCAAGCCAGGUUUGCUGGAAAGAGUCAGAGAGGACUUUAGACUUAGUCUUCAAGAAGAGGAGUUUUUGAAUGCUACAGAACAAAACCAAGACCUUAGCACAACUUGUGAAUCACGUUAAGAAUCAGUUCUUCCAAUAAUGAGGUAGGACAGGUUUUUUUUUUCUAGGAGCAAGUUUCUGGUACUUUGAAAUUGUGUGACACAAUAAGAGGGGGAAAUACAUUACCUCAUGUAAUCUAAAAUAAAUUUUCACAGAUCUAUAUUUCAUGAGAGUUUAAAUGUACUAGAAAUUGAUGUAGUUGGAACUUAGUUGUCUCAGUACUCAAUCCUCUAACACAAAACACAGAUGUAUUAUAUACAUAGCUGCCGAUCUAUAUAUGUGGUACCACAGAGGUUAAUGUUGAAAAGAAUAAGGUUCAAAAAUCCAAUGUUCAAUAGAAUUAACAUGGUUUUAGAAGCUGUAGGUACAAAGUAGUAAAGAUAUACUGUGAACAUGUUUUUAAAAAUAUGUGAAUAGCUUUUUGUAGGGUUAUUUAUUAGAGAUAUCUGAUGUACAUUAAUUCUGUGUGAAUAUUUUAAAAAGAAGUGAGAGGGAGAGGAGCCAGGCAAACUUGUAUGUGCUGGAAUUUUGUGAAUUGUUAGCCUUGAUAAUCUAUACUAUAUAUGAUAGUAUAGAUAAUUUGCAUAGCCAAUAUACAAUAGUACAUAGCCAAUGUACUUAGAGGGAAGCCUUCACCCAAAGGAAAAAAUACAUUAUUUUACUGUAUUCUCCAGGCACUAAUGAUAUUCCAGAACACCUCAUUCCCUUGCUGACUUUGUUCCUGCCAUCUUCCUUGCCAAGAAAGUUUCUCUUAUGAUAAAUGAAUUACUUGAGCCAAACCCCAUGUGGAACUGAAAUAUGCUGUCUUUCCAUGUGGAAACAAAUACUACCACGAACUUCGUGUUCUAGUUUAUAGGCAUGACUGGAACUCAUCUCUGUCUCCUAAUAUGAAAUUAGCAGACAAGAUCCCCCAUGCUGAAAGCUAAUCUCUUUGGAAUUUGGUUCCUGUGUCACAGUUCCUUAGUGACCUUCAUCCUAUAGGAUUUUUUUCAAAUCAAUCUUCAACCUUAUCCUCCCUGGUUGAUAGGUAGUCUUUAUUUUCAUGGUUUACCAUUUUGGAGGACAGAGGAUGGUAAAAAUUAAAUAAUCUGUGAGUAUUAUUUUUAGGCAAGAGUAAGUUUGGUGGGGGUGUAGAGGAUCUAUUUUUUUGGUGUGCUGAUUUUUUUCUUUGGCUUUUUGGGUAUAUUGUAUAUGCAUUUUUUUGGAAGGGGGAAAAUUAAGUGCCUUUUAAAAAUUAGUUUGAACAGUGACAUGACUUGAAAAAGAAUGUCAUUCUUAAUAAAUUUAGAGGACAUUCGUUAUGUGCCCUAUUUUAUAUACUGUAAUGACUUAAAGUCAGGGGAGUCCUGCAUUCAUGUGCUGCCUCUAACAAUGGUUUGGUCACCAAAGUCACAAGUCACUUAGCUUUUUCAUCUGUAAAGUAGUAGACAAAAAUCCCUGUUGUGCUAGAGGAUUGAAAAAUGACGUACAUAAAAAAUUUUGCAAAUAUACUUUCUCUCCUAUUAGACUAUAAGCUCUUUGAAGCCAGGAUUGUGACUUACUCAUUUUUGUUUCUACAUCACAGGGCCUUGUGCCAUGGGUGUUUGAUAAAUACUUGCUGAAAAAAUAUAGAAUCUCAGAAUUUGAUUUUAAAAGGACUGAAACUGGUCAUCUAGUGCAAUAUAUAAAUGAAAAGAAUCCUCGCUACAACAUUCCCAAGAAGUGGUUGUGUAGCCUUUUCUUAAAGACUUCUAAGGGGCGGCAGUCCUUUCUGCUUUUGUACUGCUCUGUCUGGUAAUUUUUCCUGACAUCAAGCCUAAUUUGGCUCUUUGCAAUUCUACCUUUUGUAACUCCCUUCUUUUUAAACCAAGGGAAUGAAAUAACCUUGGAGAUUACAAGGUAAAUUAUUAGGCUCUGAUGACAAAUUUUGUGGCUAUAGCAACAUAUACUUCUUGGAAAAGAGAAAUAGUAAAUUAUUUAUGGAGUAUUAUCUCUAAAGUGAGUGGGUCAAGGAAGAUUCUUAAUGAUUACUUUUCAUCAUAUGUGAGUGAUAGUCAAAUUUGGGGGGGAAAGUUAGAUGAAAUAGUGAUAAGUUUUGAAUUACAUAAUUUAAAAAGAAAUUCAGUUUUAUUAACUUCCCCAGACCUGCAGUUUUGGACACUGGAUAAUUGCAUUUCAGUGAGUAGAAUUACUUUAGUUAGCUACACUUAAGUCAGUUCAGUAAACAUUUAUUGCAAGUCUAUGUCAUAUUUAUAUACAGGCUGAAACUUUUCCCACAGCAAUUUAAGUUAGUUAAGCAUGACUUUAUAUAAUUUUUUUUAUUAUUUGCUUAAUAUACUUUUUCUAAGGAAUUACAUGUGUGAACUUUGGUUUAGCAUGCAUUUUGAAUUAGCUUGAAUUAUUUAGACCUAAUGUAAUUACAGACUCAAGUUCUUUUUGGAGAAAAACAAAAAAAAACAACAAACUAAGAUAUAUGGUGGGAUUAUUGAUUUGAAAACAAGUCCUAUGGCUCUGCAUAGAAUGUGUGAUGACAAAGUGUGUUUGUGUUGUUUGAACAACUUGAACUUCUUCUCUCCUUACCCCUCCUUAUUUCUGUAGCAUUUAUUUGUAAAAAAAGAAAAAAAAAGAUGGAUAUGAAUCACUAAUCAUUAUGGUAUUUCCAUGUUCCUUGGAAUAUAACAAUGAAUUCAAGCCAUGGCAUUUAUUUACAAUCCACAAAAAGGAUGGUAAUUAUUGUCGUUAUGGUAUUUCCAUGUUCCUUGGAAUAUAACAAUGAAUUCAAGCCAUGGUAUUUAUUCACAAUCCACAAAAAGAAUGUUAAUUCCUGACAAUCUCUUUUUGUAUUUUAACAAGAGUAAAUUCUUAUUGUUUAUUUCCACUACUUUUGGAAAUUUUAAAUAAAAUUCUAACGAAACAA